UAGCACCACAGAGUGCCGUUGUCAUAGAAAUCUCAACAAAACAGGCCAGGAGCUCGUCAAUUAGCCCUCCUUAAGAAAAAAGCAGAUCGCGGCAUGAUUUAUGAAGGUGACUGGUAACAGCGAUAGAAAAGUCACUGGCGUGUAGAUUUCAUGGCUCGGAGCAGCAUAUGUUUCGCAGAAUGUCCCAGGAAAACAGGACUACCGAGAGAAGUAGUCAAGUGGCUGCAAACUCUGGACUUGGCAUUUUAUCCCCUAAAUGUUCGCAGAGAUUUUUCCAGCGGCUACCUUGUGGCACAGAUAUUUUCUCAUUAUUACCCCCGAGACUUUUCAUUGCACUCAUACGACAGAGGAACAUCGCUUUCUGCCAAACAGUGGAACUGGAGCCAGAUAGAGCGGUCUUUAGAGAAGCGGAAUCUGUACUUGAAGAAGGAGGCCAUUGAUGGAACAAUCCAUUGUAAACCAGGAGCAGCUGAGCUGUUGGUGCUGGAAGUUUACACUAUUUUAAGUAAAGGGAGAGUCAGUGAUGUAGAGAGCCCAGAGCCAGACUUCACCGAUGAAGAAUACCAGAACCUACUUCCCAGCCUGGCUCGCUCCACAGCUUCAAAAGCCAUCAAGAACAACCUGACAGCAACAGAAAUCAAGGCUGUGCCUGAUAUAAGCACAAACCAGAGGAAGGCAGAAAACAUCCUCCGCAGGCACCUCGAGCACAAAGCUGCAGAGAGAAUUCUCAACCCUGAGCUGCGGUCCUCACCAGCACGGAGCAGAGCUUCUGUUUCCUUUAAGGAAAUAAAGGUCCGUCAGCCAGCCAAACAGUCAUUGGUUAAUUAUUAAAGAUACUGAUCGAAUAACUGCGCUGUCACUGUUUUAUGUGUGAAAUGAUGAACUCGUUUAUUUUCAGUUAUUCAAAACAAAGUCCUUCUCAAACUAUUAUACCUCACCAGUAUUUACCUGACUGUAAUUUGAUGUGAUUUGAUUUGGAUGAUGCAUGACGUAAUUUCUUGUUAUCGCUUAUAUAAUGGUAAAAGGUCUCUACCAUGAUAUAUGCUGUGUCUGUUUCUGCCAGUAGGCGGCAGCAUUACAUCAUACCUUUAUUUCUCAAUGGCCUGUGCAGAGGAGCUGAAGGUGUACCAUUUGCAUUUUAUAAAUUUAUGCAGUGGUUACACUGAGCUUAUAGUGAGCUGCCUUACUGUUCACCAUUGUGUUUCACCAGCAUAACGAAGUGUUAUUUUAAAAAUAACAGUUGAUAAUGAAUGUUAGAUAUAACUGAAUAUUCGCAUAUUACUAAAUUUUCGCCUCAGACUCCUCAGACAUCACAGAGCCUCACUGUCUCUCAAUCAGUCUCUCAUUUUGGGAGAAACCUGAAAAAUGCUGAUAAAAUCUACUCUAUGAAGAAAUUAGCAGAUUCCUUAAUUGGUUUGCUAAACACCCAGUCACUGAGGCAGGAAGCACAUGAAAGCUUUUCCCUUUCAUUUUUUAAAAUAAAAAUAAAUGCUCUUGGUUACAAAGCAUGUUUCAGCAUUAAAUUUUAGAAAUACAACGAGCUGCAUCACUGUUUUUUCUUUCUUUCUUUUUUUUUUAAACUGCUGUUAACUAAACCAAACCAAAGAUGCUUUGGUCUUUUUUUCCCCUCAAUGUCAAACAAACUCUGCCCAUAGCAACACAAGUUGAAUGUGCUGACACAUCUUCAUUUAGAGCUGCAACAAAACAAGCUGAACAGUCAUGAUUGUGCCUAGAAAAUAAACACCAUAUGUUCAGUGUAAUGACUCUAUGUACCAGUAUUCCCUGUAUGCAAAAACUUGCCUAAAAGAGCACUACUGCUAUGCUAAUGACUUAAUAUUUCUACCAUUACAUGCACAUUCCUAUAUUUUCAGUCAUAAAGUAUCAUUUUGCUCAGGGAUCUGCCAACAGCAUCAUACAGUCUAUGCAAAAUUCAUUAACUUAAUGCCAUAGAUAAUGAUUUUAAUAGUCAAGCUUAAACUGGAGAUAGAAUAAUAUAAUGUGAAAUGUUUUCUCCACCCACCCAAUAUUAAAUGUCCUAUUAUAUCAAUAGCUGGUGUUUCAUUCUAUACUUUUUCCCUUUUAAAGAAGUUCCUUCAUUGGUUUGUCAUAUUACAUUUUGUUGAACUAUUCUGUUUUAUUUAAGCUGUUUUGUUAUUGGCUUCCUGCUUUUAUCUGCUAUAAUUCAAGGAUUUUCCAACCCUUGGGUUGAAUAAAGCUAAACUUGUGCUCA
Messenger RNA from Neolamprologus brichardi, 2230 nucleotides. RefSeq names its product spermatogenesis associated 4 (gene spata4). The record is from RefSeq and is a predicted model, not a curated record. Gene Ontology annotation, molecular function: microtubule binding. Lineage: Eukaryota; Metazoa; Chordata; Actinopteri; Cichliformes; Cichlidae. Gene Ontology annotation, biological process: regulation of cytoskeleton organization. Gene Ontology annotation, cellular component: axoneme.